Molecule: messenger RNA, 532 nt
Organism: Episyrphus balteatus (marmalade hoverfly)
Lineage: Eukaryota; Metazoa; Arthropoda; Insecta; Diptera; Syrphidae
Gene: hoka
Exons: 3
Coding region: 133-420 (95 amino acids)
Source: RefSeq, a predicted model, not a curated record
UCGCUUGGCAGUUACAACUCUACCGCAGGUGUAUCCGACACAUAUUUUCAAUUUGUGAAACGAAUAUUAAAUUAAGAAACACAUUUUAAGUUUUAAUAAAUUAUAAACGAAAUAAUAAGAAACGAUUACAAAAUGAAAUUGAUGAAAAAUAGCACAUAUUACCUGACAGUUAUUUUGAUUGUGCUGGCUUGUUGCUCACAGGAAACGGAUGCCGUUCGUCGUGUCCUUAGAGGCCGUAGAACUCUCACUCGACAAUAUUACACUGGACUUCCAAUACCCGGUUGGGCGUUGAUUUUAAUUUUAGCCAUUGUUGAACUCGCAUUGGGCGCCAUUCUGUAUUUUGCCAUGCGGAAAGUUAUUCUUUCGUCUUCUGUCGAACGUACGAACACAUACGCCCCAGCAAUGACGGAUGAAGUUUAAAAAAAAAAUAAAUGUGUGUGAGCCGAGGAUCUUCUUUUUAAUAUAUUUUUUUAAAUUUUAGUGGAGACAAAACAAAAAAAUAAAAGAAUUAAAUUAAAAUUAGAAAAAUAAA